GUGUGAUUGGCCGCGGCUGUCACAUGGUGAAAGUAACUUUACGGGGUCGCCAGCUAGUAGGAGGGCUUUAUGGAGCAGAAAAACGACAAAGCGAGAAAAAUUAUUUUCCACUCCAGAAAUUAAUGAUCAUGAGCUCUUAUUUGAUGGACUCUAACUACAUCGAUCCGAAAUUUCCUCCAUGCGAGGAAUAUUCGCAAAAUAAUUACAUCCCAGACCACAGUCCGGAGUAUUAUAGCCGGGGCAGGGAGCCCAGCUACCAGCACCACCCGGAGCUGUACCCGGUACCGCGACCCUCCUUCCCCGACCGGCCCUUCGGCUGCGGGGGGCUCCAGGCACCCGGGAACCCGGCCACGCUCCAAAGGGGACCCGGGCCAGCUCCAGGAGGGCAGCACCUCUCAGAGAAAGCGCAGCAGCUCUGCGAGCAAGCUGCCCUGUCCUCCUCCUCCUCCACCACUCCUUCCCCAGCCCCUCCAGCCUGCAGCCAGCCAAACCCCGAGCAUCCCACCAGCACAGCUUCCAAACAGCCCAUAGUCUAUCCCUGGAUGAAAAAAAUCCACGUCAGUACUGUGAAUCCCAAUUACAAUGGAGGCGAACCCAAGAGAUCCAGGACAGCCUACACCAGGCAGCAGGUUUUGGAGCUGGAGAAGGAGUUUCACUAUAACAGGUACCUGACCCGGCGGCGGCGCAUCGAGAUCGCCCAUUCGCUUUGCCUCUCCGAGCGGCAGAUCAAAAUCUGGUUUCAGAACAGGAGGAUGAAAUGGAAAAAAGACCACAGGCUGCCGAACACCAAAGUACGGGCAGCAACGGCAGCGCCUGCCACCGCCUCGACCGCCCCCAGCGCCCCGGCGAACACGGCCGCGGGCGAGGAGCUGCCCUCCGCCGCCGCGCAGGACCCGCGCACGGAGGAUAUCACCAGGUUAUAAACACCCCCAGACCCGCACACAAAUGACUCUGGAUUAUUUAUAGAAUCUAAUAUAUAUAUAUAUAUAUUUUGGUUCUUUCCCUUCUCCCCCCCCCUCCCCUUUUCCCCUCGUAGUUCUUUUCUUAUAAUAAUUAUAAUUAUUAUUAUUAUUUUUUCCUGUGCGUAUAAAAACCAACGGGUCCCCCCCCCAAGACCACGGGCUUUAGGUGCAUGUCAGAUAGCAUGAGGCCAGGUGUCUGUACCUGCGGGGUUUUUUUUACGCCAUUUCAGGGUUUUAUUUAUUUUUGAAGAGCUGGGGGAUGGGGAGGGAGCUGGAGGGUGGGGGGGAAGGAAAAGGGGAAUCUUCUGUUGGCUGAAUUGAAAUGGAGAAAUGAUGGGAAUAUUGAACGCCAAAACCAGACAAACCAACAACAAAACAAAAGGGAAAUGUAGGUAUUUCUCCCCCCUCUCUCUCUGCAUUACAAAUGCACAAUGAGCGAAGGAAGUUCUUUUGUAGCAAGGUGGGGAGGGGGAAAAAGCUUUAAAAUCACUAGAAAGGGGGAAAAAAAGGGUAAACAAAAAGCUACGAAGCAGCACACGAGGGGGGACGAGGCUUUGCUGAGAAAUUGAGAAGAAAAAGGGGAGUGUGAGAGAGAACGAGUGGCAUAUUUAAAGAAAUCAAAGCAGAAGAAGGUUUUAAAAAGUCAGUAGCGAGGGUUUUAUUUUUGUCGUGGUUAUUUGUGUUUUUUGGACUGAUUUUACCUGAUCAAUGUAAACUUGCAAUAAAGAGUUUUAGUGUGUAUGUGGAAGUCCCAGUGUUCAAUAAACCAGUCAGUGUGAAUUAGUUUUA
Messenger RNA from Strigops habroptila (Kakapo), 1751 nucleotides. It is a transcript of the gene HOXC4, whose product is annotated as homeobox C4. The transcript is spliced from 2 exons. Lineage: Eukaryota; Metazoa; Chordata; Aves; Psittaciformes; Psittacidae. Bases 24 to 923 code for a protein of 299 amino acids. The record is from RefSeq and is a predicted model, not a curated record. Gene Ontology annotation, molecular function: DNA-binding transcription factor activity, RNA polymerase II-specific; RNA polymerase II cis-regulatory region sequence-specific DNA binding. Gene Ontology annotation, biological process: regulation of transcription by RNA polymerase II; embryonic skeletal system morphogenesis; anterior/posterior pattern specification. Gene Ontology annotation, cellular component: nucleus.